CAUUUGACAAGCAGGACAACGAAGAGGCAGAAGGAUCUGGGCCUGUGCGCGACGCCCCGGGGGACGAGGCUCAUGGAGAAGUUUCGGGCGGUGCUGGACCUGCACGUCAAGCACCACAGCGCCUUGGGCUACGGCCUGGUGACCCUGCUGACGGCGGGCGGGGAGCGCAUCUUCUCCGCCGUGGCAUUCCAGUGCCCGUGCAGCGCCGCCUGGAACCUGCCCUACGGCCUGGUCUUCUUGCUGGUGCCGGCGCUCGCGCUCUUCCUCCUGGGCUACGUGCUGAGCGCACGCACGUGGCGCCUGCUCACCGGAUGCUGCUCCAGCGCCCGCGCGAGUUGCGGAUCGGCGCUGCGCGGCUCCCUGGUGUGCACGCAAAUCAGCGCGGCCGCCGCGCUCGCGCCCCUCACCUGGGUGGCCGUGGCGCUGCUCGGGGGCGCCUUUUACGAGUGCGCGGCCACCGGGAGCGCGGCCUUCGCGCAGCGCCUGUGCCUCGGCCGCAACCGCAGCUGCGCCGCGGAGCUGCCGCUGGUGCCGUGCAACCAGGCCAAGGCGUCGGACGUGCAGGACCUCCUGAAGGAUCUGAAGGCUCAGUCGCAGGUCUGCCGCUGGCGCUGGGGGCGUUUGGGAGGAGCCGAGAGGCCGAGCUUUCUCAGGGCCGCUGGGGUGUUGGGCUGGAUCUUGAUAGCAGUUGUUAUCAUCAUUCUUCUGAUUUUUACAUCUGUCACCCGAUGCCUAUCUCCAGUUAGUUUUCUGCAGCUGAAAUUCUGGAAAAUCUAUUUGGAACAGGAGCAGCAGAUCCUUAAAAGUAAAGCCACAGAGCAUGCAACUGAAUUGGCAAAAGAGAAUAUUAAAUGUUUCUUUGAGGGCUCGCAUCCAAAAGAAUAUAACACUCCAAGCAUGAAAGAGUGGCAGCAAAUUUCAUCACUGUAUACUUUCAAUCCGAAGGGCCAGUACUACAGCAUGUUGCACAAAUAUGUCAACAGAAAAGAGAAGACUCACAGUAUCAGGUCUACUGAAGGAGAUACGGUGAUUCCUGUUCUUGGCUUUGUAGAUUCAUCUGGUAUAAACAGCACUCCUGAGUUAUGACCUUUUGAAUGAGUAGAAAAAAAAAUUGUUUUGAAUUAUUGCUUUAUUAAAAAAUAAACAUUGGUA
Homo sapiens (human) is the source of this 1152-nucleotide messenger RNA. It is a transcript of the gene CALHM6, whose product is annotated as calcium homeostasis modulator family member 6. Gene Ontology annotation, biological process: transmembrane transport; ATP export; regulation of natural killer cell cytokine production. Gene Ontology annotation, molecular function: voltage-gated channel activity. The coding region runs from base 73 to 1086 and encodes 337 amino acids. Gene Ontology annotation, cellular component: plasma membrane; immunological synapse. The record is from RefSeq and is a predicted model, not a curated record. The transcript has 2 exons. NCBI's taxonomy places the organism in Eukaryota, Metazoa, Chordata, Mammalia, Primates, Hominidae.